Messenger RNA from Scutellospora calospora, 1238 nucleotides. NCBI's taxonomy places the organism in Eukaryota, Fungi, Glomeromycota, Glomeromycetes, Diversisporales, Gigasporaceae. The record is from the annotation of a GenBank genome assembly.
GUACCAAAUUUUUUGUGAUGAAAAGUAUUAAUGUUCAUGAAAAUUUGUUAUUUCUUGGACCUGGAUUGUUAAAAGUUUUGGGUGGUGAAGUAGAAGAGAUGAUUAAAGAAUGGAAAGUUGGAAGGCAAUUCAUUACUCGACGUUCUACGGUGUCUGCAAAAAAAAGUGAAGGUGCCGUAAAAGAUGAUGAUGGUCCUCCUCCAUUUGUUCCUUUCAAGAUUAAAAGCUCUGAUUAUCAAUCGUCUCAACAUGUUAAUAAUAAUCAAUCUAAUGAGUCGGUUAGGCCUAAUAACAAGGAUAAAAAAGAUCAUUACGAUAAUAGGCGGGAUAGCCACGAUAAUAGGCGGGAUAAUCACGAUAAUAGGCAUGAUAGCCACGAUAAUAGGCGGGAUAAUCACGAUAAUAGGCGUGAUAAUAAUGAUAAUAGGCGGGAUAAUAAUGAUAAUAGGCGGGAUAAUAAUGAUAAUAGGCGAGACAAUAAUGAUAAUAGGCGAGAUAAUAAUGAUAAUAGGCAGGAUCAAUACAAUAACAGGCAGGAUCAAUACAAUAACAGGCCGGAUCAAUACAAUAACAGGCCGGAUCAAUACAAUAACAGGCCGGAUCAAUAUAAUAAUAGGCCGGAUCAAUACAAUAAUAGGCCGGAUCAAUACAAUAAUAGGCAGGAUCAAUACAAUAAUAGGCCGGAUCAAUAUGAUAAUAGGCGUGAUCAAUAUGAUAAUAGGCGUGGUCAAUAUGAUAAUAGGCGUGGUCAAUAUGAUAAUAGGCAAAAUUCUCGGCGACCAAAUCAAAAUAAUUAUAGUAAUAGAGGACAUCAUCGAGGCAGAGGUGGUCACCAUAAUAAUAAUAAUUCUUAUCAACAAAAUAUAGUAGCAGAUUUUGAUGAUAAUUAUUCUUCUAGUCAAUAUACAAAUACAACUCGUAAUGAGCAUCAAAAUCAUCAUCAUCGUGGACAUGGUAGUAGGAAAUAUGGUAGAGGUAGAAGUGAUUAUCAUAUAUAUAUCAAAGAGCUCAAGAGUUAUAGACCUACACAAGAAAAACCUGGUGCCGAAAGCGGUCUUGUGAAAGAACUUCGGUUGCCACCAGCUCCUCCGCCACCGAAUGUUUCUGAGGAUCUUUCUGAAGAAUUAGCCGCAUAUGAUGCUGAAGAUUUACAUCAUGAAACCGAAAUUUCGUUUGGUUCCUCGUUUGAGGAUCAGAUUUUAAAAGAUGAAGAGGAAGCACCUUCUCACGGUCAUUAA